Messenger RNA from Portunus trituberculatus (swimming crab), 6827 nucleotides. RefSeq names its product protein FAM89A-like. Bases 303 to 1064 code for a protein of 253 amino acids. The record is from RefSeq and is a predicted model, not a curated record. Lineage: Eukaryota; Metazoa; Arthropoda; Malacostraca; Decapoda; Portunidae. The transcript has 3 exons.
AUGUGAUAAAACAGGAAAACUGAAUGAAUACAAAGGGGAAAUGGUCACAAGAAGAGGAGGAAGCUCAAGCUUUAGUGGUGGUGCUGGUGGUUGUCAGUUAAUGGAAAAAAAAACGUGAAUAAUGGACUAUGUCAUAAAGUGUGAAAAAUAAUGGAGAAACAUCUUUGAAGAGCCACCUUGACCAGACGGCAGCUACGAUGCGUGCUCUGUGAUACUUAGUGUUGAGAGAGUUUGGUGUGUCGAGGCAAUCACAUUCACCGCGACAACUGAUUUGCAACAAGCACACGUUUGAACCAGCGACAAUGAACCCUGUACCAGGCCUGCCCCCCCUGCCGAAGAGUCUGAGCGGGCUCCUCACCUUCGCGGGCCGCCGAGAGGGUGGAGGCCCCGAGCGGUACAGCCCCCCGGUGAAGCCCAACACGGAACGAUACAGUCCCCCCAUCAGGGCAGACUCCCGCACUGAAUCUCGUAUGGACUCACGCCCCGAAUCCGCACGUUCUCAUUACUCAGGUGUGGGUUACGGGGCAAGUGCAUUUGAGCCUUACUAUGCCAACGGGUCAGUGCAAGGGUUCUCUCCUCGCUCCUCGCCGCGCAGCCACUCUUCCUCUCCCCGUAACCAAAGUGGCGGCGGCGGGGCCACGUCAGGAGGCAGCAAGACUCACAGUCCCAGAGGCAGCCCUCCAGUGCCUGGCUCCAUAACAGGCAAUAAUCCGCGGCUCAGUCCAGCGCACGCUCCACCUGUGAGACAGCGGCGACCCUCUACUCUCGACUCCCAGCUGGCCGUGCUCAGAAAGGAAAUGGUUGGUCUGCGGCAGUUGGACAUGUCCUUGUUAUGUCAGUUGUGGUCACUCAACGAAUCUAUUCAAGAAUUCAAGCAGCUGGUCAAUGAGCGGGCAGCCACUGGGAUGGACUGGGGAGGGGGAGACACUUCAGCUGAGGACACUGAUGACUACUAUGGCAUCCCUGUACGGCGACCCAAUCCUUACCUCCACCCUGUGCCUGAACAGUUCCCACAACUAUCUCCCUCUUCUUCUGAAUCCAGUUUAGAAUAUGGGAACAUAUAGUGCCGUGCAACCGCCCUCUCACGGCGAUACAGAGGGUCGUGCAGUCAGCCGCGUUCUUCACUGCCUCAUCAUAAGCGUUGAUAGUGGUAUUUUUAUAGAGGUGAUAAGACUGUGGUAAGAUGUCAGUCAUACUCUUGCUAUUGAAGUGCUAUAAGUUGCAGCUGCCAGAAAGAGAGUGCGUAUGUAUAUUUAAAUUUUUACACAUGAUGCAAUGUAGAAAGCAAACAAAAUGGCUGUGCAGCAUUUUGAUAUACAAUGAAGGGCAGUUUGAACACUAGCCAGGUGCAAUAUUUUCUAGACUUUAAUUUUCUUGGCUGUACAUGAUGUGGCUGCAUCCUGUAAAGAUGCUGACAUUGAACAGGUGGUUACAUUCUAGUAUUUGUUUUGUAAUAUUUGCAUUGUUGAUGAACUCCUGAAACCUGAUCUUAAUACUGAAGUUACCACCAUGUGAUCAGUUCUGACUUUGUCAUUGUACACCCACGGCUCAUAUGUUUGUAAGUAUUAAAAGUCUAUCUGAGAGUGUGACAUAAAUUCAGUGCAUUAAGUUGAUGAUGUUGGUUAUAUACAGACUUGAUGGUGAAAUGCUUGAUGCGGUUCAGAUAUGGAAUGGCUAUAAUGACCAUGCUUUGUAUCAAGAUGCUUGAUUUACAUCUCCAGGAGUGUGCAAGAUGCAAUCUUAUUGCAUAUAUAUUUACAAACAUUUGAGACCUAUUGCUCAACGGCUAGACAGAACCAAAGACACAUUACACCCAUCCUUAACAAAGAGGAUGUAUGAAAGAAACUCUCACAGCUUGUUUACAUUUGCUUUGGGGUGAAAGCAGACAACUUUCUUGCUGAAUCUGUCACUUCUUGAUGUCAACUUGUCCAGUUGCACAAUUGUAUGUGUAUAACUUUGUUGUUUAGCUUUUAGGUCCUUCCUCAGGACCUCGUGUCCUGUUUUUGAUAUAUGGGACACUGAUACAUUAUGUUUCACUAAGUCAUUUCCAUUCUUUCCACAUGGCUUUACCAGCACAAUCCAUCUAUUCUCAUUUUUUCUCUGAUACAACCAUUUCCAAUCUCCUUCUCAACUUUACACAUUGUUUAAUUUUGGGAUGCAGCAUUACAUGUCCACAUUGCCAUGCUCAUUUGCCACAUUUACAGCGUUUUGUCAUCAACACUCAGAGAUUCAUUACCACUUAGCAUGUGUGUAGUGCCAUUACCAUUUUACAUAAUAUUUCAAAAGAUGUGACAUGACACUGGUAGCAAAAUAGCAGUCAGCCUGCAUUGCUUCACCAUUGGUUUGUACCAGUACAUGAUGCUCUGUGACUGAACAAUAAGUGGUUAUUAUGAUGGUCUUCGAAUCAUUAGAAUAAUUUAGUCUGUGAAGUUUGCUAGUAAAUUGCCAGUCAUGUAAGAAAACACAGAAUUCAGAGGAUAUGGUACAAGUGUGUAGAAGUUUAAGGAAAUCUAAUUUACUUAUGGAUGUAAUUAUGUUUUCUUUUAUUUAUCACCGAUUUUGAUAGAUGAAGUUUGAAUAAUCUUAUUUUAAAAGAUGUCAACAAGAAUUUCUAAAUCAUUUUAGGGUGUUAGACUUCAAGAAAACUCAAGAGUUAAUUUCAAAAUAUCCAUCAAGUAGAAUUCUUCAUAAUUAUGAAUACAGAAUUCUACUCUAAUAAUUUGAAAGGCAGCUUGUAACGUUAGCAUUUCAAAAUAGGUUUGUUCUUCUGUAACUUAGGGAAAGUUUUGGGUUUGAAGGAGCAAAAAGAAAAGUCAAGAUGAGGAUGUUUUUAUUAUUGUGGAAAUGCUUGUAUCUGUCUAUUGAUCUAUAUCUGAUUUUCAUGCUGUACCUAUAACAAAUACCUUUAUUCAUGCAUUUGCUUGUACUGUCCCUUAAUAUCUGUCUUCUGCACAAACAUAGAAGAGCUUCUCCAAGUCACUCAGCCAGUGCUUCCUUAGUUUUAUCUCUGCAUUCCUUGGUGUUUCCUCAAUGAUCUACCAAAUUAACUUAUAUCCAUUGUCUCUUCUCUUAUUCCUUGUGAUAAUUUUGAUUUCAGGGUACACUUGUGAAAUUUAUUUCAGAUAUAUAACUGAUUAAAAAGGACUUCAAAUUUAAAACAAUAUAGAGGUUUUUCUGUGCUGUCUUCUUGCAGAAUUAUUGUUAGUGACUGUCAACAUGGCAACAAACACCUGUAUAUACUAGGGGCAAGCACACAUGUGGUAUUGUUGGGUAAGAACUUUUAACACUGCCCAGCAAUGCUACCUACUUAAUGGCAAGGUUCAAUUUCAUGUCGCUAGGGAGUGUUGCACCAACCAUGAGAGUUGGAGGAUGCUCGUUCAUAUGCCAACAGGUCAGCAAUUUAAAUAUGAAGUGACCAAGAAUGCCACCUUGCACUUCAUAGAAAUUCUGAAGUGAAAUGCAAAAAGCAAGGAUACAAGAUGAGAAAUGUUGGAAGUAAAAGUUUGGAAACGAUUCAAACAGAAUUGUUGUUUUUAGCAGCGCACAUCCUUCCUCCAUCAAAACUGAAGGGUAACCGACACAUGUUGUGGCUUCUCUCUCUCUCUCUCUCUCUCUCUCUCUCUCUCUCUCUCUCUCUCUCUCUCUCUCUCUCUCUCUCUCUCUCUCUCUCUCUCUCUCUCUCUCUCUCUCUCUCUCUCUCUCUCUCUCUCUCUCUCUCUCUCCUUCCUUCCACCCCUUCCCCCAUGUAUAUGCUCAGGUGUUGGGUUCAACAUCACCCAUGCCUCACGAGGCUGCAUGAUGGUGGACUGUGUAUACAGGGCUCAACAAAUGUCUCAGUAAUGGCAGCUUGACACCACUUGACGCACAAGAAUUACCAUUUGUUCCUGUUAAACACACUUAACUUUGCAAAAGAAGCAGUUUUGAAACUUUGAUGGCAUCUUGUAUUCAGAAAUGCUGUGCUCUUUCCUUGAAGAUGGUGUUGCUUGUCUAGGCCAUCCUGUGUGGUUUUGCCAGCCUGGUAUAUAAGUAGAUAGAUUCAUUGGGAAUUCUUAUGUUGGCAAAACAUCUUUAAGACUGAUAUUUAUUAAAUGAUAACCAUGAGGAAAAAUUGUUGGGAAUGUAGCUUAUGGUGGAGCAUUGAAUGUACACUACAGUUUAUAUAUGGACUUAAAAUGGAUUGUCCAAGUCCUCAUACUGUACUAGGCUGUAGACAAUCAUGUAAUGGUAUACACACUAAUGCACUGUUAUAUGGUGGUUGCUGUUUUGCCUUCAGCAUUAUGAGAGCAGAAAUCACUUGAUUUCACACUUCAUGAGUGAGGGUGCCUUCCGUACUCAACCCUCUUGGCCCAUAGGAUUUUUAUAUUUAGCAAUGUGGUCAUGGAGUGACUGCAAAGGCUUUAAUUGUUGUUUUUAUAGAAACCUUUAUUGUUAGGUACUGUUACAAAUACAGUUGUUUUGAGGCAGUUGUUUACAAAUAACUACUUAUGGUUAAAAAGAUGGACAAGGGAAAUGGACAGGACAAAUGGUAUGGUAUUGUAUUUUGGAUGAGUAGUGUUAGUGAAGCUCUCAGCAAUGUGAAGAAAAUGUAGUGAGUAGUAUUAAGUUCCUCCAGGCAUGUUGCCUACACCAUGUGUUCCAGGGAGCUUACAGGUGUAACCAAGGCUCAUCCAGGGGGUGAAUGGUACACUGAAAUGUGGAGAGUGAUGGGAAGGAACAGCAAGUGGUGUUCUCAAGCACAAGUAUGAUUAGAAAUGGAUUCCAUCCCUAAUAUAGAAAAGUUUAAACUAGUCCCCAGCACUGUGCAAUAAUGCCACACAUACUUAUCUUACCAGCAAUAUUGUGUUCAUCAUAGUUUCUAAUUUUAUAAUAGUCUGUGCAUGUGUGUCCAGUAUUAAGUGUAUGUUUUUAAUGCAGUUUUUUAUAGAUUAGUAAUAGUUGUUGCUCAACCUUCAUGUACCAUCCCAGGUUGUCUACAAGUGUUUACACAGACUAUCUGUAAAGUCACAGGUUUGUGUCUAUAUCUUAUCUCCAGUACUUUGUAAAAUGAAAAAUGUUGCAAGUGUAAGACUGCAAAUGAGAAAUACAGGCACUUGUCAUUUAUAAGGAUAAGCAAUGAACCUUUCAAUCAAAUGUAUAAAAUUGAAUUGCCAUUAUUUUACUACAGUACAGACAGCAGCUUUUGUGAGCAGCACAAAAUGUAUUUUGUAGUUACAUACUGGUGGUGGCAGCUAACCAGGGUUAUCUAGGUUUUGGAAUCAUUGAGUGAACAUUCCUUGUCUCUUCCAUUAUGGUAUUAUGCAUUUAGCCAUGGAUUUAAAGUCAUCAUUACCAUGUAUUAUAACUUGUCUUGUAAGUUCCAUAGUAUCUCAUCCAUUCACAAACUGUAGUACCAGAUAGAUGGCAAGGAAUAGUGACAGUUGAUUGGAAAAUUUGGAAGCAGGUUGAGUACAUCUUACAUGUUGUAUAAUGUCUGCCUGUAUCAACUUUCUCUGAGCAGCUAAUACGUAUUCUUGGAAGAUACAAGACAGUUUUGAUAAACAGUUUUGUGCAAUAAUUAAUUAUGUGCAUGGUCUGAACAGUGUCUGUCUUUGUUUGGUAGCAACACCAAUGUGAACAUGAGAUGGUGCAGCUCAUUUAUGUUUUGAAUUGAUGCUGGUAAAUUCCUCUGCAUAACUGUGGUGCUCAGCUGUUUAUACUUAAAACCUCUUUUCUUUCUGUAUAAGGUGCUAGCAAAGGCCAAGGUAUUGUGAUCAUAUACAGGAUUAAUAUACAUUCCACAUUACAUAUUUCGUAAUUGGUGUAUUUUAUUUUAGUAAACAACUAAAGUCAAAAUGGAAAAAAAUCUUUGCCAAAGCUCAUUUAGGUAAAUUAUGGUUCUGGCUUUUUUCAUGUAAUUUGGUGUUAUUGUGAAAUAUACAAGAAAGAAUAAUUUGAACUUAUGUUGCUGAGAAAAGUUGAAGAAAAAUUAUUCAACAAAGGUGGAGAGGUGUAUGUAUGAUGCAGGAGAGAUAACAGAGGGUUCAUCUAGCUACAGUGAGGUGAGAUUUGGUGUACAUGUUCUUACAUUCCUCAGCUGCACAGUUGUUCCAUAGAUGAAAUGAUAUUUUGUGUGUGUCAUUCCAAAGUCAUCUUUACAAGAUGUGUGUUGUUUUUGAUGUACAUUCCAAUUUUUGUGACUUCAUUUUUGUGAUGUACUUAUUUUUUUUAUGCAUAGAUAGGUAUGUUUACCAGACAGUUGGAGUUAAUCUCUGUAGGACAUUAUUGUUUUUUGUUGAAUUUUUUUUUUUUUUUUAUUAAAUAAGGUACAUGUGUGAUAGAUUAAAUAUUUAUCAGUGUACUUCUGUAUUGUAAUCUUAAGAAUGCUUUUCAGAAUUAAGUAGUAUGUAUACCUAAGUUACAUAAGUUUUCUUCCCUCAAAAUACUUACUAUUAGCAUGUGAUGAUUGAAAGGUUGUCAUGAGGGUGGGAUGUAGCAUUGUUCUGUGGUGCUGGAUGUGGACAGAUCUGUAGUGAUGUUGGCAAAGUUUCCUUUAAGAAUGAGAUGGAAAAGUAAAUAUGUAUCAUUAUAUCUACUUUAAUAAUUAGAAUAACAUGUGAAGAAAAAGAAGGGGAAAACUCAAGACAUCAUACAUAGCCCUAGUUAUGAUACUGGUUGCUGUCAAAGUCCAAUGUUGAGGCAAAACUUUUGUUGAUGUCAUGCUGAACAGUUAUAGUGUCUUGCUCACACUGAAAUUGUACUCACAAUGCCUGGAAUGUGCAGAUGGGAGCAGACUAGAAGUCAAGGUGACACAAGUCUAUUGUAAAAGGAAAUAAAUUAAUGAAAUUGAA